UAGCUGCUUAGACCAGUAUUGUCCCUGUACCUUAUCCGGCCACCUGUGCGGGAUGGUUGGGUGUGCCAAAGUUAAGAUAUGUCUGAAUUACCAACACGACAACAAUUGCGUCAUCGCCGAUGAAUGUAAUGUUCGCAUGACGUGUUACUCGGUUGUCAAUGGAAGGGAGUGUUUGGUGCGGGAUAGGGGGUGUCCGUAUGAUCACGAGGAUGAGGAUGUUCGGCGGCGGUUGUAUGAGCAUCGUCAUGCUAGUCAUUGAAACACUACCGGUAUGGGGUGUUGUCCGUCUUACUGGUAGUCUGGAGGACCGUAAGGAUACGGACCAAAGUCUUUAGCUUGUGAGCUAUUCCGUGGCCGCCCAGGGUUUGUAUUAUCAGGGCUCUUUGUC
This is a messenger RNA of Mytilinidion resinicola, 388 nucleotides long. RefSeq lists its product as uncharacterized. The record is from RefSeq and is a predicted model, not a curated record. The transcript is spliced from 3 exons. Bases 53 to 259 code for a protein of 68 amino acids. Lineage: Eukaryota; Fungi; Ascomycota; Dothideomycetes; Mytilinidiales; Mytilinidiaceae.